Messenger RNA from Gadus macrocephalus (Pacific cod), 1691 nucleotides. It is a transcript of the gene eif2s1b, whose product is annotated as eukaryotic translation initiation factor 2, subunit 1 alpha b. The record is from RefSeq and is a predicted model, not a curated record. The coding region runs from base 164 to 1111 and encodes 315 amino acids. The transcript has 8 exons. Gene Ontology annotation, cellular component: eukaryotic translation initiation factor 2 complex; eukaryotic 48S preinitiation complex; multi-eIF complex. NCBI's taxonomy places the organism in Eukaryota, Metazoa, Chordata, Actinopteri, Gadiformes, Gadidae. Gene Ontology annotation, molecular function: RNA binding; ribosome binding; translation initiation factor activity.
CUUUUAGGGUAUGAUCUCUUCCGGGUCGAAAAAAAAUAGCACACACCGAUGAAUUGGAGUUAGCUGGCCCAAAUCUUUAAAAUAUAGAAAGCGAAUAUUGAACCAAGAAGUUCUGAAGAACAGAAAUCCAUUUCGUAUCUAUUUGUAACCAUAUGACACAGCGAUGCCGGGGCUCAGCUGUAGAUUCUACCAGCACCGGUUUCCAGAGGUGGAAGAUGUGGUGAUGGUGAACGUGAGGUCCAUCGCUGAGAUGGGUGCCUACGUCAGCCUUUUGGAGUACAACAACAUCGAGGGCAUGAUCCUCCUCAGUGAGCUGUCACGUCGACGUAUCCGCUCCAUCAACAAGCUUAUUCGCAUAGGCCGUAAUGAGUGUGUGGUGGUCAUCCGUGUAGACAAAGAGAAGGGAUACAUUGACCUGUCAAAAAGAAGAGUUUCACCAGAGGAGGCCAUCAAAUGUGAAGACAAAUUCACCAAAUCUAAAACCGUGUACAGCAUUCUCCGGCAUGUGGCCGAGGUGCUGGAAUACAGCAAGGACGAGCAGCUGGAGAGCCUCUUCCAGCGCACCGCCUGGGUCUUUGAUGAGAAAUACAAGCGGCCCGGAUACGGUGCCUACGAUGUCUUCAAACAGGCGGUGGCAGAUCCUGCCAUCCUGGAUGGGCUGGACCUGACGGAAGAGGAGAGGAACGUACUCAUCGACAACAUCAACAGGCGACUCACUCCACAGGCGGUCAAAAUCAGAGCCGACAUUGAGGUGGCGUGCUAUGGCUACGAGGGGAUCGACGCGGUGAAGGAAGCACUCCGGGCGGGGCUUGGCUGCUCUACAGAAGUCAUGCCUAUCAAGAUCAACCUGAUCGCACCUCCACGCUACGUGAUGACCACAACCACCCUGGAGCGCACAGAAGGCCUGUCUGUCCUUAACCAGGCCAUGGCUGCCAUCAAGGAGAAAAUUGAGGAGAAGAGGGGUGUGUUCAACAUCCAGAUGGAGCCUAAGGUGGUGACGGACACGGAUGAGACGGAGCUGGCACGACAGCUGGAGAGGUUAGAGCGGGAAAACGCUGAGGUGGACGGAGACGAUGAUGCUGAGGAGAUGGAGGCCAAGGCGGAGGACUAGGACCUCCCCACCGGACCUCCACGAUGAGAGGGGUGAAGAGGAAAACCCAAGGCGGACGGACCUGGCCAUACUCGGGCAGUACAUUCAACAGUGGCUCUCAACAUUUCCCUGAAGUUAAUACAUUCUUUUGGCCCGGAAAAAAAAAUGAAACAAAACGUGUUUGAACAUGGUGUUGGGCUCGAUAGUGGUGAUACGCUAUUGAUAUCUUCUGGCCCUGCUCUUUCAGAGUCCAUGUCCGAUUUAGUUAUUUUUGAAGUCAAAUUAUACAACUGAGGUAUUGACCGUACCCCUCGUCCCCCUCUGUAAAAGAUUCAAUAAUUCCAAAGCCGUUUUCAAAAAGUGCUUCACUAAUCUCUGGCUCACCAGACCAGCGUGUUCAGCAUCCAUGACGUUUCAUCUCUAGCUGGCUGCACAAUGCAGCCAACAAUGGUAAAACUGAAAAAAGGCUAAUUUUUCCUCAACACCAGUCAUGGGUGCAUUUUUGUGCUGUUUUCCUUCCAGUUUAAGGGUUUUUACCGGCAGGAUAUUGAUGGUUUAGCUGACAUGAUCUCAAUAAAGUUACGGGAAGUUUUGAUUCAAA